Molecule: messenger RNA, 1334 nt
Organism: Heteronotia binoei (common prickly gecko)
Lineage: Eukaryota; Metazoa; Chordata; Lepidosauria; Squamata; Gekkonidae
Gene: SUN3
Product: Sad1 and UNC84 domain containing 3
Exons: 13
Coding region: 89-1213 (374 amino acids)
Biological process (GO): nuclear envelope organization
Cellular component (GO): nuclear envelope; meiotic nuclear membrane microtubule tethering complex
Molecular function (GO): protein-membrane adaptor activity
Source: RefSeq, a predicted model, not a curated record
AAAAGAGAGAGGCGAUUUAGUAGGCGGGGCCGGGGAGCGCCUCGCGCCGCGGAGGCGAGGCGAGGCUUGCAUCCCUGCACGUUAAAACAUGGACAGAGUUGCAAGGACCUCAAACGACAACUGUUCAGAUUCGGAAACUCAACAAUGUUCACAGAACUGUGCCAGUAGUCACCCACUCUUCAAUCAAGCGCGGAGAAAUGCAUGGCUACCCAAGAGAACCAUCACCAGGACCCUCUUAAAUGUGAUCUUCCUAAGCCUAAUUACUCCAUUUUGCUUAGGGAAAGUAGCCUGCUGCAUUGCAUUCAGGGGAUACUCGUCUCACAAAAUCGUCUUUUCGGCUACCCUGUUCCUGAUGGUUUUUGGUGCUUCUUACAACGGACUGAUUGAUCGGUGUUUUCAGCAACUUGGAGAGGACUGGAAGGACUUCUCCAUUUGCGAUUGCAUCCAGGGUGAAACAAAGGAUCUAAGGUCACUCAUAAAGGCUACCCACAUUUUGGAAAGAAAGGCGCGUCAAAUCCCCUUCCUGAAAGAGGAGCUGCACCAGCUGCAAUCCCAGCUGCAUGUUCUGAGCUCAGAUGCGAACACCCUGGCUCGUCGUGCUGUCAGCAAAGUUCUACAAAGCUACGUCAGCAAAGGCGUCACAACAUGGAGCAUUCAAAAGAUGCUGGAAAAAAUCAUGCGCAAGCUGGAUGAAGAUGAAGUUCAAAUGCCUGACUAUGCCCUCCAGUCAUCAGGUGCUCACAUUGUUUGGUCCAGAACCACAAGGAGCUAUCGCCACGAGGGAGGAAACUAUUUCUGGGGGCCCAUCAAGGUGCUCCCGUAUGUGAAAUCUGCAGAUGUCAUUCUUCAGCCUGAUCGCUCUCCUGGAAACUGCUGGCCUUUUCCUGGACACCAAGGUGAAGCUCUUGUUAAACUAGCCACGGCAAUCGUCCCAACGGCUGUUACAAUAGACCACAUAUCGAAGAACAUCUCCCCCACCGCAGAAAUCUCAAGUGCUCCCAAAGAUUUUGCCAUUUACGGAUUAAAAAAAGAAGAGGAGGACGGGACUUUCUUAGGCCAGUUUGUUUAUGAUGCUGAAGGACCCAUGGUGCAGACUUUCCAACUGAAGGGAAACUCUUCCGAUAUUAUAACCCAUGUGAAACUGAAAGUGCUCAGCAACUGGGGCAAGCCCGCAUACACCUGUGUCUAUCGCUUCAGGGUUCACGGAGACUGAGGAAACCACUGAGCAUCCUGUGGCUGGAACAGAGUUGCCACGCCAUACAGCCAUGAAUGUGCUGGGCUGUUUUUCAGUUAAUACAAAACGUGUAUCGCUGACCAUUAAAAGCUUGCCAAAA